AAUUUGUCUUUUCAAUUUUAACUUUUUAUUUUUCUCAGAUUUAUUUUUUUAUUUUCCCCUUGCUCACGAUACGCUCCUCUCUUUACUCCUUCCUUCUACACUGUCUCUGGUACCUUUCUUCGUAGGUCUAACUCUCUUUCGCCUCACAGUUUUGUUCAGGAUUUACAAAAUCAAAGAGAUGGGUAAGGCGAAGAAGGGCCCUAAAUUUGCUGUUAUGAAGAAGGUCGUCACUUCCAAAGCCAUUAAAAACUACAAGGAGGAAGUUCUUAACCCUAAUAAAAAGGAUCUCCGCACGCUACCAAGAAAUGUGCCAAAUGUUUCUUCUGCACUUUUCUUCAAAUAUAACUCUGCACUGGGACCGCCUUAUCGGGUUUUGGUCGAUACAAACUUCAUCAAUUUCUCUAUCCAGAAUAAAUUGGAUCUGGAAAAGGGUAUGCUGGACUGCUUAUAUGCCAAAUGCACUCCUUGUAUCACUGACUGUGUAAUGGCAGAGCUUGAGAAAUUAGGCCAAAAAUACCGUGUAGCUCUGAGGAUUGCAAAGGAUCCUCGUUUUGAGAGACUACCCUGCAUCCAUAGAGGAACCUAUGCUGAUGACUGUAUUGUUGAUAGAGUUACCCAGCAUAAAUGCUUCAUUGUUGCUACAUGCGAUCGAGAUUUGAAGCGAAGGAUUCGAAAGAUUCCUGGAGUGCCAAUCAUGUACAUCACUCAGCACAAGUAUUCAAUUGAGCGGAUGCCAGAAGCAACUAUUGGUGGAGCUCCUAGAAUAUGAUCAAAGGACACAAUCCUUGCACCCGAGGAAGACCAGACCAAACUAGAGAGAUACCAUGAAAUACAAGGAUGACCCUUUUUUGUUUUUGGGUUGCUCUUGAAGUAGGAAAUCUGCAAAAUAUAUCAGAAAUGUUUAUGUUUUAUGUAGGUAUAAUUUAGUGUAGCCCCAUCAACCUGGAUGGAUUAUCACACACACAAAUGAAGUGUUGCAAGAAAUUGAAAUCACCAAAAUUACCAAUUUGCUUUCAAUGCUGAAAAUGAGGCUAUGUGAUUGUAUCAAGUGCAACUGCAGAAUAUUAUCAAGUUUAUUGCCAGAGUAAAAAAAAAAUUACUAAUAGUUGUUUUAUCUUAA
Messenger RNA from Humulus lupulus (European hop), 1120 nucleotides. RefSeq lists its product as uncharacterized. Bases 179 to 769 code for a protein of 196 amino acids. Gene Ontology annotation, cellular component: nucleolus; small-subunit processome. The record is from RefSeq and is a predicted model, not a curated record. Lineage: Eukaryota; Viridiplantae; Streptophyta; Magnoliopsida; Rosales; Cannabaceae. The transcript has 10 exons.